Closterium sp. NIES-65 is the source of this 2427-nucleotide messenger RNA. The record is from the annotation of a GenBank genome assembly. NCBI's taxonomy places the organism in Eukaryota, Viridiplantae, Streptophyta, Zygnematophyceae, Desmidiales, Closteriaceae.
AUGAGUCGACCCAAAACUCUUCCCAACAACCGCCCAGACGGCCCCAUUCCUGAGUCCCUUCAGUAUCUGCCCCUCGUUGCUCACCUGUACGCACUCCUAUUUUUCCCCGCUGGUUCUCUCCUCGUCUCCCCUCUUUUCUUCCCCAUCAGGUCCCUACAGUACUGCUCCCUCUCCGGAUCCCUCCCUCCCUCCCUCACCCUCCUCCCCAUCCUCUCCUCCCUCCACCUCUCCCACAACCUCCUCUCCGGUCAUCUCCCUCCCCUCCUCUCCUCCCUCUCAGCCCUCACCACCCUCCACCUCUCACACAACCUCUUCUUGGGGGUCAUCCCCGACCCAAUCUGUGACAUGCACAUGGUUGCUGACCUGGAUCUGUCGGCCAAUCAGCUGCAAGGGACCAUUCCUCCCUGUCUGGUGGAAAUGCCCACGCUCCGGAUUCUGUCAGUCGCAUUCAACAACCUGUCAGGGCCUGUUCCUGAAUUACCAGCCGGCAGCGAGCUACAGUUCAUCUACGACCACAACUGUUUGGACGACGCACCUGAGCAGGCAUGCGCUGCAGGCCUCCAUGCCACCCCUUAUGUGCCUGCUACCUCUGCUCCCAGCAGCAACAGUAGCAGCGACGGCAGCAGCAGCACGUCGUCCAUCCCACCACUGGCGUACGUCCUGCUGGCACUGCUAAUCAUCACAGUCGUCUGUGUUGUGCUCUUUGGCCUCUUCGGCACUGUUCAUCACAUCAAAGUUAAAGCCAGCAAGAAGAAGCAGAUGACCCAUCUACCUGAGUUCUCAGUGUCACGCCUCCGCGCCGCAACGAGAGGCUUUUCCACGGAGCACGGUAGAGGGAGCUUCGGGACUGCUUAUAUCGCGUAUGACCUCUUUCCAGAGGCCAGUGCAGGAGCAGAAGGCGGAAGGGGGCAUGGCGGUGCAGCUCAUGGGCAUGGGUACAUGCAGGCGAAUUCCCAUACCAUGCCGCCUGCUAUCCCCAACCCAGAGAGACACGGGUUGUUGAAACGAGCUCGCGACCCUGACAGCUUCUCGGAAUCCGCCUUCUGUCAGAAGGUAGCACUGCUAGCAGCAGCGAGCAACAGCCACCCGUGCAUGGUGCACGUGAGGGGGUUCUGUGCGAAUGGCGGGGAGAGGAUGGUGGUGCUCGAGCUAGUCACAGGAGGCACGCUGCGCCAACGCAUGAUCCGAGGUGACCUGGACGCACUGACGUGGCAGGAGAGAGUGCAAGUAGCAGUGGACGUGGCUGCUGCGUUGUAUCACCUUCACUACAAUCACACGCCGCCCUUUGUGCACCGCGCUGUGACGUCAUCAAAUGUGCUUCUAACAGAAGACAUGACCGCCAAACUGUCGGACCUAGGUUUGGCCCGAGGCGGCUCUGAUGCUUCGGGGUUUCGUCCGUUGCAGUCGUCCCUUGGAGUGGCUACGACUGCAGACGUGCUGGCCUAUGGGGUGCUGCUGCUGGAGCUUAUAACGGGGCAGACUGCAGAUGGCACAACACAGAUCGUCGCUACAUCGGCACCAUUCCUGGACGAUCCACAGAUGAUGCCUCUAAUGGCAGACGCCCAGUUGGGAGGGCAUUUUGACCGCCCGCAACUGGAGGUUCUAGCGUCGCUGGCACGAGCAUGUGUACUGGACGACGCUGCUGCUCGGCCCACGAUGCAUGAGAUACGGCAGGCCUAUGAGCAGCACCUUCAGGUGGAUCCUCAGGUGUUUGAGCCCCUGGACGUGGAUCCUCAGGUGCUAGAGCCCCUGGACCCGAAUCUGGGGGAUGUGCCACUGGGGCAGGUUGGGACCAUGGAGGGUCAUGCAGACGCUGCUGCUGGUUAUGCUGGUGCUGAUGGUGCUGGCGAUGGUGCUUUCGGUGCUGCUGCUCCUGGUGCUGGUGUUUCGGGCAUUGCUGCGGUUUCUUCUGCUUCCUAUUCUCUUGGUCCCUCUCCCUCUGCUGCUACUGCUUCGGAGGCAUCUCAAUAUUCUACCAGCAAUUGGGCAUCCAAAAUAGUCGCGUCAAUGAGUUCUGCUGCUGCUGCUGCUGCUGCUGCUGCUGCUCCUGCUGCGGGUGCUUAUAGCGAAGGGCAGGCUGGGCAGGGAGAUGCAGACAGCAGCGUUCUUCUAGAGAGCGGCUUUUCUGCCCCACCUCCUAAGGGUGGAGACAGGGCCAAGGGAAAGCAACGACAAGGAGCAAGAGGGAAAGGAGGCGGGAGAGGAAUGGGCGGAGAGGCAGGAGGGGGUGUAGGGUCUUCUGUAGCAGGGGUAGCAGGAGUGGGAGGAGCAGCAGCAGGGGCAUGGGCGGCGGUGGGGGGUGUGGUUGAGAGUGUGUCGAGAGGGGUGUGUGUGGGGGUGCCUGGGAGUGUGAGUGAGGUGAGAGAUGCCGAGGCUGCUUCUCUGCUUAUAUCAAGACCAACGAUGGAAAAUGGUGGUGGAUAUUGA